GACAGAUUUCAGACGCGACUUCUUAGGUUAGUGACUGAACUACGUACCCUGCCCAGCGCAUUCUUGUCCUCAUCUUUAGUCAGGGAAGGAUAUCAUUGAUUCAUCUUAUAUACUACUACUAGUACAAUUAUCUCUCUUAUAUAUGAGCGAGAUUUCUAGAUGCCAUUCAUUUAUCAGUAACAUCAUGCGCUUACGGCUUGCCUGCCUACUUCGAAUGAGCCUCAACCAAUGAUCAACAUAUCACUUUCAAUUCUUCAUUUUUUUUAAUACCGACAAAAGCGACAAAAGCUUUUCGACGCCAUCAUGAAUCAAAAUGGCGAUAAUAUUAACCUCGCCGAAACGAAAACCAAGAAAAUACAUCCCUUCUUUACUCCAAAGAACGCAGCAAUUGAUGGCUUAUCGAACAUUGUCACUCCCGUUACGCCAGAUCCCUCCUGUAGCCCCCACUCUAUCGAAAAUGAGACCGAUGUAAGCAUCGCAUCUACAUCUGGAAUUCGUAAAAGAAAGCGACGCCAGGUUGAAGAUGCGCAAAGCGAUUCUUGUUCAGCGACUCUCCCCAAACCGCAAAAGGUCCUAAAAUUCAACCGCGCAACUGGAACAAUAGGCUCCCCUCCGAAACUCCCCAUACCGCAACCAAAUGCAAAACAACAAAAGACGAGACGAAGGCGAAAAGCUAAAACAUUUAUGGUAUCUAUAUCUUAUGGUCAGGAUGGCGAUGAUGCUUCUCGACUUGAAACAGGCCACCAGAUCAAUGACCUGCUUGAUGCGACUAAAGAUGCCACUAUUACUACUAUAACUACAACUACCACUCCCCCGAAGAAUGGGCCUAACAUUCUCUCCGAACCACCACCCUUAAAUCGAGACAACGACGAACAACUUACCAAUGAGCCAAAUAUUUGCAAGCAAGACUCAGUGGAGAGAGCGCCUCAGAGCAGCUCGUGCAAGGGGAAUGAAAUUCCCAAGAAACCCACUCAUCCAUUUUUCCAAGGAAGUUCAAAAUCAAACAAUGCCACGGAGGUUCUGCAAAAGCCCGAGACGAAGCCACCGCGUGAGAAACAAGUAUUCUUCGGUCCUGCUUCUAGCGCAUCUAGAAACCCUCGACCAGCACCUUCAAGAUUCAGUCUUCCAACUCCCGGUAUGAGCUCCGGCAUUCUUAAAGUGCCCGGGGCGCGGCAUCCAACUUGGCCUUCAAAAGAAACAGCUCACGUACGAGGCGAUACAUUGUACCCUCUCUCUGUUAGCGAUAACACACGAAACGGCCAGAUUCCAAAAAAGCGAAAGGCCAAAGGCCAGCAAGUUCGAAUUGCCGAUUCCGAAUCUAUCCUCCAUCAUACCGCUAUGAAUCUGAAGUUAAAGCAGACGGCUGAAGAAUUAAAGGCAUUUGACAACGAUGACUUUCAACCUCCUCCGCCCAGCCUACGAAUUCCUCAGAGACACUUUGAAAGUGGAAAGAAUCUUCAGGCGCGUAUUUCAACAGAAUUGAAGACCAUUCGGCGAAAUAAUGGCCCCUCAAAGACGCAUCCAGCAAUCACGUUUGCCCAUGAUUCCAUUAGAACAGGCCUCUCCGCUUUUGAUAUGUCAACUUGUGAGACAACAGCCUGGGCUCAGAAAUAUGCCCCCUCAUCCGCAGAACGAGUUCUUCAAAGUGGUCGAGAGGCCGAGCUGUUACGUUGCUGGCUAGAGAACCUUAAGGUGCUGUCUGUGGACACCGGCGGAACGGACUCUGGAACUAAGCCUAAAGCAGUCGCUCUAGUUAAGGGGAAAGGAAAGCGAAAGAAGAAGUUAGAUGGCUUUAUUGUUUCGAGCGAUGAUGAAGCAGACGAGUUAGGUGAAAUUUCUGAUGUGGAAGAGGAUUGGGGAGCAAAUCGCAUCCACGGCAGCGCAAAGAAGACCUUUAUUCGGCCUGGUUCUUCCCGUCAAAAGUCUCGAGAUGGCGGCCGCUUUACUAAUGCUGUAGUCCUAAGUGGCCCUCAUGGUUGCGGCAAGACCGCUAGUAUAUAUGCUAUCGCCAAGGAGCUUGAUUUUGAGAUAUUUGAGAUCAAUCCAGGUGCUAGGAGGAACGGCAAAGACAUCAUGGAAAAGGUUGGGGACAUGACACGAAAUCAUCUAGUACAGCAUCAACACAAAGACGAUACACCACAGGAAGAAGAAGUUUCCGAAGAUGAGGUGGAGCGAGACCUGAAAUCUGGCAAGCAGGGCAGGAUGACCGCUUUCUUCAAGCCAAACGCAGCUGCACCCCAGAAAUCAGUCAAGAAAUCAGUCAAGAAACCGAUUAAGAAACCGACCGAGUCACUCACUAUAAAUGAGUCCAAGAAGUCGCCCAAAUCUCAGAAACAAUCUCUGAUUCUACUCGAGGAAGUCGAUGUGCUCUACGAAGAGGACAAGCAAUUUUGGGCGACGAUUAUCUCCAUGAUCUCCCAGUCCAAGCGCCCUUUCAUCAUGACAUGCAAUGAUGAGGCCCUGGUUCCUUUACAGAGUCUAAACUUGCACGGCAUUUUCCGCUUCUCCAGUCCUCCCAAGGAUCUCGCCGUUGACUACCUACUUCUCGUCGCAGCGAACGAGGGCCAUGCUCUUCGAAGGCCCGCCAUUGAAGCGCUAUAUGACUCGCGCAAGCACGACCUUCGUGCUUCGAUAACCGAGCUGAAUUAUUGGUGUCAAAUUGGGGUGGGAGAUGUACAAGGAGGAUUCAACUGGUUUUACCCUAGAUGGCCCAAAGGGAGCGAUAUCGACGAGGAAGGCCAUGCCAUCCGAGUGGUUAGUCAGGACACUUACCAACCGGGUAUGGGUUGGCUGAGUAGAGACUCAGCCAUCAAUAACUUGUCAUCUCAAUCAUGCCAGGAGGAGCUUCGCCGGCAAGUCUUCCAGCACUGGUCACUCGACGCGUAUGAGCUGGGUUCAAACUGCGGUUUCUCUUCAUGGGCGACAGCAGCUACCAAUCAGCGUCUCUCCAAAAAGGAACGUCUUACCCUUCUAGAAGCAGUGGAUUCUUUCAGUAGCUUCGCGAGCGACGCGGAUAUUGGCGUAGCUGAUUUCUCGGCAAUUCCUACCAAAAGUUCCAUGGACGCCUCCAUUCCCAGCCUUUCAUCAAAGGCCAGGGAAGAUUUCAUCAUUGGCCGACAAUUAAUCGAGGCAUCUCCAUUAGUACGAUACGACACCAUGCGGUUUGACAUAGCUACUAGCUUGAAAGACCUCAGUAGAGCACUGCUAGGAGGUGCCCAACCUAUUCACGGAGCCCCAGAUAUUUUCAAGCCUUUAGAUGAAGUUAAAGCCACCUCUAUCUUAACAGAGCAUUUCGACGAGUCGCUAUAUGUAGAGCCGCCGAUUGCGCGAUUGGACUUCAGCUGCGCGUUUGAUCCCAUCGCUGCUUCGGAGAAAACCAUGGCGGCUGGCUAUCUCGACCCAUCGGUAUUCGACGGAACUAUGAAGACAAUCACUCUAGACAUAGCUCCCUACGUGCGCAGCAUCGUAGCAUACGACCAGCGACUUCAGCGACAGAGACUUGCCCGCAGCAGUCUCCUCAGCGAAGGCGGACAGCCUGGCAAGAAACGCAUGCGCACGACAAGGAGUUCGUAUUCGGCUCUCGAAGGCGGCUCCAGAGCCAGUGCCAGGAGAGACAAGUACUUCUCCGCAGACGUGAAUCCGCAUCUUGUGCUGCGCACCGGUGGCAAGGGCUGGGAUGCCAUUACGACCAAGGUUACCAGCGAAUGUAACAACAAGAUAAACAGUGGCGCAGAUGACUCCGAGGAUAGUGAAAGUUAAUGGAUGGCUAGGGUCAGAGUUGGGGGGCUAAGAUGAGAUAUCAAAGCCGAGUCCUAAAAUAUUGGUCUUUGAAGGCAUAGGCGCAAUGGUGGUUAUUCAUGUUUGCAGUUCAGCAUUGUGCGGCGUUGCAUUAAGCCACGGGGAGGGCUUGCUAUUUACCUACAGUAGUAGCCCUGGAGGUGUACAUUUGUUGCUUUGCAUUCCAGCUACAUCGCAAUUAUACGUUGCAUACAUGAAAUCGCAUAUUGGUAGAUAAAAAUAAUGCAAUGCGCACUGCACUGGUUGUCACAAAUCUCGUGUCUAUUUCCAAGGUUACAUACCAUACCUAGUAUCUAGGUAUCCAAUAGAUACUACGUAGGUACUGUAUUCCUUUUAGAUGUUUUGUUCCAUCAUGCAAUUGAAUAUCGUGUAAUCGUCUCUGGUAACUGGAUGAUACUACCCGUUUGGCAGUUCAUCCGGUAAUACCCAUCAUCGUUAAAUACAUACAAGGUAUCACUAAAGUGAUCCUAACGUCUUUUGUGUUGCCUUCUUUCUAC
This is a messenger RNA of Hypoxylon fragiforme, 4295 nucleotides long. RefSeq names its product P-loop containing nucleoside triphosphate hydrolase protein. The record is from RefSeq and is a predicted model, not a curated record. The transcript is spliced from 2 exons. NCBI's taxonomy places the organism in Eukaryota, Fungi, Ascomycota, Sordariomycetes, Xylariales, Hypoxylaceae. Gene Ontology annotation, cellular component: nucleus. Gene Ontology annotation, molecular function: DNA binding; ATP binding; ATP hydrolysis activity. Bases 304 to 3759 code for a protein of 1151 amino acids.